Messenger RNA from Coffea eugenioides, 1706 nucleotides. Its product is annotated as endoglucanase 1-like. Bases 90 to 1577 code for a protein of 495 amino acids. Lineage: Eukaryota; Viridiplantae; Streptophyta; Magnoliopsida; Gentianales; Rubiaceae. The transcript is spliced from 7 exons. The record is from RefSeq and is a predicted model, not a curated record. Gene Ontology annotation, biological process: carbohydrate metabolic process. Gene Ontology annotation, molecular function: hydrolase activity, hydrolyzing O-glycosyl compounds.
CAAAAAAACAAAAACAUAGUCUAGUGAAUGCUUCGCUUCUAAAGGAUAGAGCCUCCUUAUAAGUUUAUUUUCACUUUGGAAAAACGAACAUGACUUCUUGCCUUCCUAAGUUUACCAUAAAAUUACUACUGAUUCUAUGCUUCUCCUUAUCCUCCUCUCAUGCAUUCACCACUCGAGACUAUUCUGAUGCCCUUGAAAAAUCCAUUCUCUUCUUUGAAGGGCAGAGAUCAGGGAAGCUGCCCUCGAACCAACGACUUUCGUGGAGGGGUGACUCUGCAUUGUCCGACGGCUCUGGUUACCAUGUUGAUCUUGCGGGAGGUUAUUAUGAUGCAGGAGACAAUGUCAAGUUUGGCCUGCCAAUGGCUUUCACUACUACUCUAUUUGCAUGGAGCAUAAUUGAGUUUGGUAGCUCCAUGCAUAACCAACUUGAGAAUGCCAAAGCCGCUGUCCGCUGGGGUGCCGAUUAUCUUUUGAAAGCAGCCACAGCAACUCCUGCUACCUUAUACGCUCAAGUUGGAGAUCCGAAUAUAGACCAUCGUUGCUGGGAAAGGCCAGAGGACAUGGACACACCUCGGAAUGUGUAUAAAGUGACCUCCCAAAACCCAGGAUCAGACGUAGCAGCAGAGACAGCAGCAGCACUGGCAGCAGCCUCUAUUGUGUUCAAAGAUUCCGAUCCUCAUUAUUCCACCAAAUUAUUGCACACAGCAAUGGAGGUGUUUGAUUUUGCAGACAGGCACAGGGGCUCUUACAGUGACUCUCUCAAUUCUGUUGUCUGCCCAUUUUACUGCUCAUAUUCAGGAUACCAAGAUGAGCUAUUGUGGGGAGCUUCUUGGCUUCAUACAGCUUCAGAAAAUUCCUCGUAUUUGGCUUACAUCCAAUCAAAUGGCCACACACUUGGCGCAGAUAAUGACGAUUAUUCCUUUAGUUGGGAUGACAAACGCCCCGGAACAAAAGUUCUGCUUGCAAAGGGUUUCUUGGAGAAGAGCACCCAAGAAUUUCAGCUGUAUAAAGCACAUUCUGACAGCUACAUCUGCUCUUUGAUACCGGGAAUGCCAAAUUUCCAGGCCCAGUAUACCCCAGGGGGACUUCUCUAUAAACAAAGUGAGAGCAAUCUCCAGUAUGUUACCUCUUCGUCUUUCCUUCUCCUAACAUAUGCCAAGUAUUUACGCUCGAAUGGAGGAGUUGCAGCAUGUGGGGUCUCAACUAUCACAGCAGAUAAGAUCAUAGAAACUGCAAAGAGACAGGUUGACUAUAUAUUAGGAGAUAAUCCAGCAAAAAUGUCAUACAUGGUGGGUUUUGGGCAAAGGUAUCCCCAGCAUGUUCACCACAGAGGUUCCUCUGUGCCAUCAGUGCAUGCACAUCCGGGACGUGUUAGCUGCAGUGACGGAUUUCAAUAUCUCUAUUCCCGCUUGCCUAAUCCAAAUAUUCUCGUGGGAGCCAUCUUAGGAGGGCCUGAUAGCAGAGACAAUUUCGCUGAUGACAGAAACAACUAUCAGCAAUCUGAGCCAGCAACUUAUAUAAAUGCCCCUUUUGUUGGGGCUGUGGCUUUCUUCUCAGACGGAUCCACAACAGUCUAACAUUUUCAUUGCCUUUAAUGGAGAUAAAAAUCUGCUCCAAAAAUGUUGUGAUUCAGAACAAGUUGGCACGAUUUUGACAAUUACUACUAGUGUUGUUUUGUCCCUCGUCCAAUUUUGAGGGUUCUACAA